GAUAUUAUUGAGCUACUUAGUGCUCGAACGCCCAAACGCUGAUAAAGUCACUCCCUAGCCGGCAGAGAUAACGCGUAUCGACCGAAAACGCCAGCGUGACACAUUCGUUCCUUCCUGCGUCUCCGCUCGGUUUGACAACUCCAAGUGCGAGGUUGGAAUGUCAACAGAUUUCUGAACAUUUCGACGUUUGCGCUGCGCUCCAUGUGACAGCGGGAGCACUUUCAAGGUACGCAGUGCGGUGUCCACGAGCAACAUAACUCGACGGCGCAAGACCAUCGCUGGCUGUACCGCUGUGUGAAUCCCAGGGGAAUUGAACACGCUACAGAGAGGUUAGGUCUCCACUAGGUCUAACCAUGGUGAACCUACGCGACUUGCAGAUAAACGCGCUCAAGCAGAUGCUGAAUCUGAAUCAGCCGGAGUCGCGGCUCGAGGACGCGGUGCCGACCUGGAAGAUCCUCAUCUACGACCGCCUCGGCCAGGACAUCAUAUCGCCGCUCAUCUCCGUGAAGGAGCUGCGCGAGCUCGGCGUCACAUUGCACAUGCAGCUGCAUUCCGACCGAGACUCCAUUCCCGAGGUACCGGCGAUCUACUUCUGCGCGCCCACGGACGAGAAUCUAGGCAGGAUCAGUCAGGACCUGCAGAACAGCCUCUACGACAUCUACCACUUGAACUUUAUCUCGCCGAUCUCACGGCACAAGAUGGAGGACCUGGCAGCCGCGGCGCUUCUCGGCGGCGUAGUCUCCAGUAUCCACAAGAUAUUCGACCAGUACCUGAACUUCAUUACCUUGGAGGACGACCUGUUCAUCCUGCGCCAUCAGAACAGCGAUGUGAUAUCCUACCAUGCGAUCAACCGCGGCGACGUCAAGGACAGCGAGAUGGAGUCCGUGAUGGACAUCAUCGUGGACUGUUUGUUUUCGGUGUUCGUCACCCUCGGCACCGUGCCCAUUAUCCGCUGUCCACGCGGCAACGCCGCCGAGAUGGUCGCCAAAAUGAUCGACAAGAAGCUCCGCGAGAACGUGUGGGACGCGCGGAACAACUUGUUCGAGGGCGAGGUAAGCGCUACCGGCCACUACAGUUUUCAGCGACCCCUGCUCAUUGUGCUGGAUCGCAACGUCGACAUGGCCACGCCGCUGCAUCACACAUGGACGUACCAAGCACUGGCGCACGAUGUCUUGGAGAUGGCACUGAAUCGGUUAGUCGUCGAGGAGAACGUCGGACGGUCUCCCGCUGGUGGGGCGCGCUCCAAGACGCGCGCCUACGAGUUGGACAGCAGGGACCGUUUCUGGUGCGAGCACAAGGGCAGCCCGUUCCCCAGAGUAGCCGAGGCGAUACAGGAGGAGCUGGAGCAGUAUCGCACUUUCGAGGAGGACGUGAAGAAGCUCAAGUCUUCCAUGGGCAUCGACAACGAGAGCGAGGUGGCGUUGUCCAUGGUGUCGAACAACACGGCGCGCUUGACGAGCGCGGUGAACUCGUUGCCGCAGCUGCUCGAGAUGAAGCGCCUGAUAGACAUGCACACGUCGGUGGCCACCGGUAUCCUGAACGCCAUUAAGUCGAGGCGGCUGGACACUUUCUUCGAGCUGGAGGAAAAGAUCAUGAGCAAGCAGACGCUCGACAGGAGCGUGCUGGAGACUAUCGGCGACCCGGACUGCGGCACGUCCGAGGACAAGCUCCGUCUCGCUAUUAUUUAUUAUAUCUGUACGAAUAUGUCUGACGCUGACUACGGCAAGCUGGAGGCUGCUCUGACUGCAGCCGGCUGCGACUUGAAUCCGUUGAUCUACCUGAAGAGGCUGCGCAGCUACACCAGAAUAGCCGAGAUUCAGAGCAGCUACGAGGGCGGCGGCACCAAGACGGUCAGUAUGUUCUCCAAGUUGAUGAACCAGGGCUCCUCCUUCGUCAUGGAGGGUGUAAAGAAUCUGGUGGUGAAGAAGCACAACCUGCCCGUCACCAAGAUUGUGGACGAGCUGAUGGAAUCCAAGCAGUCCUCCCGCACCGAGGACUACUGCUACCUGGACCCGAAGCAGCUCAAGCACACCGAGCAGAUGCCGAAGAACCGGCCGACGUUCCAGGAGGUGAUCGUAUUUGUGGUGGGCGGCGGCAACUACAUAGAGUACCAAAACCUGGUGGACUACGUGAAGCAACGCAGCGGCGCCGGUGUGAACAAACGGGUGAUCUACGGCUCGACGUCCUUUAUCAACGCCAAACAGUUGCUCAAGCAACUUUCUCUGCUCGGUCAGGAAGUCCACUCGUAAGCGCUCCGCAGGCAUUUAUCGUCCCCGACAACCGUGUCCUUCCUCUUUCUCCUCCCUCACUCCCGCUCACCCUCUCCCCAGCCUGAUCCUCCACGUGCGUUAUCUCGUAGUCGCGCUUUCCUCCGAUGAAUUUGUUGACGUCUUGUAAAAAGUGUACGAUAUUAAUAAAGUCCGAUUUGUUAUUUUCAACAA
Harpegnathos saltator (Jerdon's jumping ant) is the source of this 2441-nucleotide messenger RNA. It is a transcript of the gene Slh, whose product is annotated as sec1 family domain containing Slh. The transcript has a single exon. The record is from RefSeq and is a predicted model, not a curated record. The coding region runs from base 354 to 2249 and encodes 631 amino acids. Lineage: Eukaryota; Metazoa; Arthropoda; Insecta; Hymenoptera; Formicidae. Gene Ontology annotation, biological process: vesicle-mediated transport.